GGCUGGGUGCUGCUUUUGGAACUCGGGACCAAUAUAAAGUAUCUUUCUGCUCCUCACCUGCUCUUUACACUCUCGUACCUCUUCCUGCAAAGGAAAAUUUCUCAUUUCCCGAAUGGAAGAAUUAGGGAACCCCCUUUUCCCGGCCGGGGGGGCAGAAGGAAGCGCUGAGUUCCCAGUUCUGCCUCUUUCUCCAGCUUCCCCCGCCGCUGUCCCCGCGAGUGCCGCGGAUCUCCCUGGAGAGGGCACCCGAGCAUCGCCGAGCUCCGGCGGCUGCGGGGAAAGCCCUGAGGAAGGAGGCAGAGCAGGAUUUGGAGAGCACGGCGAGUAACCGCUCGUGAUUCCACCGAAUGAGGCAACUGGAAUCCCAGCAGGAGGGAAAGUUGAGUUCCCAGCUGGAGAAUCGGGUUACUGGUGCUGGGAUGGGGCUGUGGGGUGGCUCUGUGGGAGGCAGAGCGGGGUAAGGUGCAUCCUUAGGGAUCCUAAGGUGCAUCCAAGGGCUAAGGAUCACGUCUUUCCUUUGCUUCCAAGGCUCCCCCCUACAGCUUGUAUGAUCUAUAUCCAAGCAUAAUGUGGCCAAUUCCUUUGGGAUUUGGAGCGAACUCGCGUCUCCCCACUGACACGGUGAUACUGUCCCUGGUGUCACCCGGCUUUUCAGCAGCACCAGUACAACCCAGCCCCGGACAGCUGCUGCCCGGCCGAGGGGGGAAGUGGCUACUGGAGGAGGAAUGGAUGAGAACAGCCAUUUCCCUUCCACUUGCAGAGAGAAAAUCACCCUGCUCCCCUGGCAUUAGCUGACCGUGUACAGAGGAAUUCAGGGGCACAGGUGAGGUUUGUGCUGCUCAUGGAGCUGUAGGCACAGACAGCAGAUUUCUGAGCUUGCCCUUAGACCUGCGCACAGCCAGGUACAUCCAGAUCUUCCCACAUCUGCCUCCUAGCUUUUUUCCUCCCCAUCUUUUUCCAUGUCCCCAGAGAAAUCUGGAGGAGAAUCUGAACGUCUCUUGCCUCAAACAGUGCAGGUACAUGGAGACAUGAGAGGGACUGGGAGGAUUAUUUCAGCGAGCUGGAGGGUUUGGGUGGUUGUAGAUGUGGCACGAGCAGGCAGCAGAACACAACACCCAGAGGACAAGUGAGGAAGGAAACAAAACCCGACACACAUUCUCCAAAAGAAUGUGACAGAGAGCAAGGAAGCAGAGGAAGGAUUCACACUGUGGAUUUCCAACCCAGGGGAAUAAACCAGAAUGGUUCAACAAACCCAGAUGAAACCAGAAGUGCCAUGAGAGGAGAGGGAAGCAGGCGCCAUCCGCAGCUGCACGAACUGCCCUGAGAGCCAGAGGGAUGGGAAGCCCCGGAGCAUCAGCGGGGAGCUUUGGUGAGGAGUAAAUCCUUCAGAGUGCACUUUGUGUUCCCAGAUGAGCUGCACCGAGUCCCUGGCAGUGCAAUAUCCCUCAUCCUUCUCCAUCCAAGCCAUCUCCCGGGGCAGCUUCAGUGGGACAGGCUGUUCUGCAGGGCCUGUCUCUGCCCACGGCACAGUGUCACCAUGAGCAGUCCCUUCCAGCGCUGCUGGCGCUGAGCAGUGAAUCCUGGAGGAGGGAGCAUCCGAAGAAGUGCAGAAGGAAGCAGAAGGCUCUCUGUGAGCUCCUAGCUCCAGGUAACCACCAUGGAUACUUGUAGGAUACCUGAAAACGCCUCCAAGUGCAGCGGGAACACCAUGGAGUGCUUCAUGGUGCUCAGCACGCAGGCACAGAAGAUAAGCAUUGGCAUCCUCUGUGGCCUCUUUGGGACAAUGUGUGUUUUUGAGAACUCCUUGGUGCUCUACCUGAUUUUCUCUUCCCCUAGGCUCAGGAAAAAGCCUUCCUACCUCUUCAUCGGCAGCCUGGCCCUGGCUGACAUCCUGGCCAGCAUCAUCUUUGUCUGCAGUUUCGUUAACUUCCACGUGUUUAACAAAGCUGGUUUCUCCAAGGAAGUGUUCCUGCUGCAGCUGGGAGGGGUGAACACGUCCUUCUCCGCCUCCCUCAGCAGCCUGCUGCUCACAGCCCUGGACCGCUACAUCUCCAUCAGCCGGCCCUCGGAAUACAAGCUCCUGAUGACCAGGAAAAGAGCCUGGACAGCGCUGGCAGUGCUCUGGGUGACCUGUGCCACCAUCGCUUACCUGCCCCUGCUGGGCUGGAACUGCUGCGUGCUGGAUUCCGCCUGCUCCGAGCUGUUCCCCUUUGUGGAUGACAAUUACCUGUCGGGCUGGAUCUGCUUCACCGUGGUCCUGCUGGGCUGCAUCAUCUACGCCUACGCCCAUGUGCUCUGGAGGGCUCGCCAGCACGUGGCCUACAUGGAGAAGCACCAGGCGCAGGUGGGGAAGCAAAACACCCGGAUGAGGAUGGACGUGAUGCUGGCCAAGACCCUCGUCAUGGUGCUGGCAGUCCUCACGCUCUGCUGGUCCCCCGUCCUCGUGCUUAUGAUCUACAGCAUCUUCGCCAGGCUGAGCGACCACCUGCGCAAGGUGUUCGCCUUCUGCAGCACCCUCUGCCUGCUCAACUCCAUGGUGAACCCCAUUAUUUACGCCCUGCGGAGCAAGGAGCUGUUCUCCUCCCUGAGGAGGGUGUUCUCCCACUUCAGAAGGCAGCUGAAGGCCUCUGAGGAGAGCCCAGAAGCAGAGAGCACCCACAAGUCCUCCGUGAUAGAGACCGUCUGCGAGGACACGCACGCAGUGUAAGGAGGCACCUGUGGAAAAUCUGUGCCCUCAGGCUGGAAGGAACAGCCUGGAUCACUUUUUUCUUUUCUCUUCUGAUGGGAGCUUAGGGAUCAGCUGUGCUGUGGAGACAGCUCCUGCUGAUGUCACCCUUCGAUGCUGGGACAUAAAGUGCACAGACUUUGCUCUCAGGCACAGCCUGGGAUUGUUGGGGUGUCCUCUGCAGGGACAGGAGUUGGACUGGAUGAUCCUUGUGGGUC
Molecule: messenger RNA, 2943 nt
Organism: Corvus hawaiiensis (hawaiian crow)
Lineage: Eukaryota; Metazoa; Chordata; Aves; Passeriformes; Corvidae
Gene: CNR2
Product: cannabinoid receptor 2
Exons: 4
Coding region: 1658-2707 (349 amino acids)
Biological process (GO): cannabinoid signaling pathway
Cellular component (GO): membrane
Molecular function (GO): cannabinoid receptor activity
Source: RefSeq, a predicted model, not a curated record